This is a messenger RNA of Penicillium cosmopolitanum, 1050 nucleotides long. RefSeq lists its product as uncharacterized. The transcript has 4 exons. Bases 1 to 1050 code for a protein of 349 amino acids. NCBI's taxonomy places the organism in Eukaryota, Fungi, Ascomycota, Eurotiomycetes, Eurotiales, Aspergillaceae. The record is from RefSeq and is a predicted model, not a curated record.
AUGGAUGGCGACAGCCGCAAGCAGAAUGAAAGAUUGAGGGCAAGAUCCGGCAACUCGACAGCCAGAGGCCGUGGAGCUGACUCCUUCGAGUCUUCCACCAUGCAUCCACGUGGAGACCCAACAGGGCUGUCGCAGGCACCAGACCGCGGAUCGAUGUCCUACAACUACGAAUACACAGGCACAUCCUUCGCCGACGGCUCACUGCAGGGCAACGAGAUGUCAUCCUAUCCGCCCGAGUUUGUACGGCCACGCCAGCAUCAAACGGCGUCAUCUACGAGCGGCCAGCAACGCCGACGACCGCAAGAGGUGCCGCCAUUCGUACCGUACGAUUCGGCCAUGCUGUACGGAUUUGGUCAGCAGGGUCCAGCCCCAGGACCCUUUGAAGUUGUUCCACAGUACUCGCCACGGCAGUCUGCAGCGAUUGAGGCCCUGUCGAACCAGUUUGCCGUUCCACAAUAUUUCACCCCCGAGGAACCCUCAGCGACGGGGGUCCCAGUCGGGCUCUCGCCUUAUCUCAACGCGCAGAUGCCAUAUAAUCAACCUGGCCCCAUGGCACACGAAGCCUAUGCUCAGUACCGACGAGCACUGCGCAGCACCUUUGACCACACGCGCGCGGGACGAUUGGUGGAAGCCAGCCGAUCGCUGCUGGAAAUUUCCGAGUGGCUUGUGGCUAACGCACGGGAUCUUGGAAUUCUGCGCGAUGAUCAUCUUCUCUAUCAUGAUCGAUUACAACUCUGGAACGACUUUAACCUUUGCUGGUUAGCCGUGUGUCAGAAGCAGAAGGAUCUGUUUCAAGAUCUGAUCACGACGGGCCAUUCACCAGCGCAUACGAGUCUCAUCGGUCGAGAUCAGUUGGAGGCCAUGGGCAAGGAUCUGAUCCACCUUUGCGAUCAGCUAGAGCAGCAUGGGCUGGUCGAUUAUCAAUUGGGCAUUUGGGAGGAAGAAAUCCUAUGUGUCCUUGGCCAAUGUCUAGAUGUGAUAGAGAGUCGACCAGAACUCCUACGGGUCCAUGCGCUACCCGAACCCACGGCCGCGGCGCCACGGCCCUGA